Molecule: messenger RNA, 1419 nt
Organism: Spea bombifrons (plains spadefoot toad)
Lineage: Eukaryota; Metazoa; Chordata; Amphibia; Anura; Pelobatidae
Product: C2 calcium-dependent domain-containing protein 4C-like
Exons: 1
Coding region: 218-1375 (385 amino acids)
Source: RefSeq, a predicted model, not a curated record
GUCAAAAACAUACUUGCAAUUGGAAUCAUAAACAUGGAUGACUUUACAUUGUAUAUAGACAAACAAACCUUAACAAUCAUUUACUUAAUUGAUGAAUGCUUUAACAGAAUUUACAAUUUUUUGCUUGUUUGCCUUUUCUAGCACGUUCACACAUAUGGACUGUGAGUGUCCAUGCCAUUAAGAAGUACAUGAUCAACAAAGUUCUGUGACAACCAUUAUGGGAAAAGAAAUCCCAAAGUGCAACCCACAUGCAUGCUACAAUGUUCUGACACCAGACCGGAUUCCUGAAUUUUGUAUCCCCCCAAGACAUCAAGCCCAGAAAGAUCUGAGAAUAAGACCACAUCAUAUUUCCAUACCUGAUCUCUGUAGAUCACCUUUUGAAACAAGAGGAACUCUCCACACUCAAAAACACAUUAUCCAAGUGGACAGCGUUGAGGAGCCCCUAGAGGAGGAAAGUACCAAUGCUGACCCCCAGUCACAAGCAGCUUUGUCUCUUCCUCAUGUUUCAAAAGCCCACACUCCAUAUGGAUUCUGUACCCUGCUGGAAAGCCCAAACACAAAAAGAAAAGAAUCCCUGUUCCAUUCUGAUCCUGACACACUCUCUCUCCUGUUGCCUAGAUCCCGCUCUAAUACCAUUACAUGCAGAAGUUCUUCUUCCUCGAACGGUUUUGCCACUCUUAAGUUGUGGCCUCUAAGACGGUCUGGCACCUUGGACAGUGACACAGCCUCUUCUGCUGACUCUUCACCUUUUGGCUCUCCAAUGCUCCACAGGUCUCUCCCAACAUCCCUCUUGAAAUCUUUAAACCAAGACAAUAUGCUCUCCAGGGCUUUGAAAGCUAAUUGCAAGAUUUCUGCUGUAAGGAAUAACUCCGUCUCCACUGACGAAGACAGCUCCACAGACAGUAGUCCAUGUGUCACCAGGAGAGGUUCUGAUGAGUGGACACCACCCUCAUCUACACGAUCUCACAUUGGUGUCCUUUUGGUUCCAGGCCAGUUCUCCUUGGAUAACACUGUAACACUGGACACAGGAGGAAUAUUACGUCUUUCUACUGAAUAUCGCCCUGAAAAUUUGAGACUCCGCAUCCGACUAGUCAGUGCUGAAGGACUUUAUAAAGAGUCCAUUGACCCCAGAAACAUCAGCUGCUACAUCUCAAUCUCCCUUAUUCCAGGGAAGAAUCAGAAGCAAAGAAGCACCCUUAUCCGUGGAAGCCGGAACCCAAUUUUUAAUGAGGAUUUUUAUUUUGAAGGGAUGGAGCCUGAAGAUCUUCUUCAGAAAACCCUGAAAAUCAAGGCCAUAAAUAAAGGAACAUAUGUGAGAAGAGAAAGUGUUUUGGGCAGGUGCAAACUCCACCUUCUUAGUGUUAUACAUAUGUAGGGCACUAUGUAUAUGUUUGCACUAAAACCCAAUUAAAAUCUAUA